GCCCAAAAAGUCGCUCUCAACGAUUUCUUUAAAAGAGGCAACCAACACAAUUUUCGAGCACAGUUCGAGCUCAGACGUCGUUGAGGAGACCCCAAAACCCCAUCACGAUCACAAACCGUCGAUCGGAGAAAGAAAGUCGCGAAGCCGCCGUUUUUGUUUUUCAAGUGAAAUUUUCAGUGUGUUAGCGGCUCCGGCAUAUUUUCAAAACGGCAUAACGAAAAACGAAACGGUUCGAAAAAAAAAAAAAAAAAGAGAAAAAUCAACAGUGUGAACGAAUGCUGUCAAUUGUAGCAAACACCCAAGUGUCGAGGUGAAGAAAGUUUGUGUGACAAAGUUUUAACAAUAAAACAACCAAAAAAACCAAAAUUAAAAUAAUAAUAACAAACAAAUCGUAAAAGAGGACGUCAUCAGCAAAAGUGAAUCUGAGCUUGUUGUCCAAGAAACCAAGUUCCGAAAACAUAACAUCAAGUAUCACAAUGAAGGUUUUACUUAAAUUAUGCCUACUGCUGAUGGUCAUGCCAAUGGUGUGUUUUGCCUAUCCGGCAGUAGAUAAAUCUCUAUCGCUAGAGGACACUGAUCUGGACAAUGACCAGGGCGAGAGCAAUAUCAAGGAAUCACAGAUAGCCAAAAGAUCGGGAAGCUUUGAUUAUGUGGCUCAUUUGAAAUCUGGCCUAUUGUCCAGCAUCGGCCAGGCAUCUGCGUCCAUAGCUUCUGGUAGCUCCGGUGGCAGCAGCGGUCAUGGUGGUGGUGAUACCUACAAAGAGGUCGUGGUCCAUGGUAACUCUGUGGACUAUGAUCCAUGGUCGUUCAAGAAAUCUGUAUUGAACACCAUAUUCCAGGCUGUUAAGGCCAUAACUGGCGGUGUUACAGCCCUUAAGGGUCAACUGAUAAAGGGCAGCGGAUAUGCAUUGAGUGCUGGCGGCAAUUUGGUGGCAGCUUCCGGUGACAAGGUCACCGAUGUAGGCAAAUCCAUCAUAAAUUCAGCUCACAUCAAUUCGCAUACAUAUGCUACUAGUCACUCUGGCGGCAGUGGAUUUGUUCAUCCAUUUGCCAAGCUCAGUUCGCUACCGGGGGCCUCAUCUGGCGGCAGCAGUGGCUCCAAGCAGGUCUCCUCCUCGCCUGUCAUCCACUCGGAGACCAUCACCACAUACGAGAUACCCAGUGGCCAUGCUAGCUAUGGACCGCCAUCCAAGCCACCGACAUAUAGCAGUGCCACACAUCAAUAUUUGCCACCAGCGGGUGGCAAUUAUGUGGGCAGCGGCGGCGGGGCACCCUUCAGUGUGUCUCAUUCGGUAGCUUUGGAGGCACCUCAGAGCAACUAUCUGCCAUCGGCCUAUGGACAAGAUGUGGCCACUGCCGGCAGCGAUGACUUCAACAUCUAUGGACGGCACAAGAAACUGAGUGACGAGGAAGCCCGCAAGGCGGCUCUACAGCUGCAAGAAAUUUUGAGUUUGUUGCCCAAUGGCAAGACCGAGUAUACUGCCUCCAAGACGGUAGCCUUGGAUACGAAUAGCGUGCCCACUGGCACUGGACUGGAGCAUGCCGAAGUCUAUAAUAGUUAUGGUGUCCCAUUGCCCAAUAAUUUGGGAACUUUGGAAUCUCUAUCGCAUACGGAAUCCAUAACAGCAGCCUAUUCACCCACAGUGACAAGUGUGAACCACAAAGGAGCUGCCGAUAUCUAUCAUCAGAUGGCCAAGAGACCAACACCCGAAGAGGUUUAUAUACAGAAACAUCCAAAUGAGGGUUAUGACUAUCCACCACCUUCGAGUGUGGCUCCAUCAGCGCCUCCUGCACCUCCGACCGAAUAUCGUGUGGAGAACUAUCAUGCGAAUAAGAACAACGCUCUCAAGGAUUUGUCUCCCAUAAUAGCUGCAUUGGAGGUGGCCAAGCGAAAGGGAGGCAAUCCAAAUGGACCGGUUAACUAUUCAAUUGAGAAGCAAGUGCAGAAACAGGUACCCUUCCAGUACUUGCCACCGGUGGUACAGAAGACCAAAUACGUGUAUAGUGCACCGCCACCACCACCACCACGAUCCCAUUAUGGUGGCUACAAGGUGCGCCGUCAUACGUUGAACAAGCGAACAACGGGCAUGUUUCGGCCGCAGGACUAUGAAAUACAAGACCCUCUGAUGUUUAAUCGCGUUUUGGAGGCCUAAGGCCAGAUAUAUAGUGAUAAUUUCUAGUAAUAGCUCUCUAAGUCAUAUGCAGCAUUUAAUCCUAGUUUGUGUUUUUUAGUCAAAAAUUAUUUAUGCUAUCGCAGUCAUUAUAUUUAUUAAACCUCUCCCCAACACCCACACCCCAUUUUUCCCACCAAAAACCAUUCACACUUUGAAUAAAGAUGCACUCUAUGUGAAUCCCCAAGCACAGCAUGUAUGAACCAAAUGUAUUGCACCUCUCCUUAUCCAAUUUCUAAAAUUCUGUUUUGCCAUCGCUUGUUGCUUUAUUUAAUACGAAAGCACCACCACCACCACCCACAGCACCCUUUUGAAAUCCAAAAUCAAGACGAACCACUUCUCAUCUACCGCUCUCUUUACAGUCUAUCUACAGUAGUCGUGCCUAGAGGAUAACCAGGAUGCAGCUGUGGACCGACCAUACCCAUUAUGUUUAUGGUUUACUGCACUCUCAUGCUCCCUUAGACUUAACUAAAACGUUCCUGCUCCACACCAAUCCAGCACUAUCAUCAUUUCCUUCUGUUCCCCAUGUCUCUACCUCUUUCUCUCUUUGUCUCUCUCACACACUCAUUUCUUUCACUGCUUCAAUUUUCACAUAUUUUCCAUCUAAAUUGGCUGAAAAUGCUGCAAAAUUUUCUA
Drosophila willistoni is the source of this 2807-nucleotide messenger RNA. RefSeq lists its product as uncharacterized. Bases 477 to 2153 code for a protein of 558 amino acids. The transcript is spliced from 5 exons. The record is from RefSeq and is a predicted model, not a curated record. NCBI's taxonomy places the organism in Eukaryota, Metazoa, Arthropoda, Insecta, Diptera, Drosophilidae.